AACCUCUGAACCCCCGAACCUCGGAACCCCCUGAACCCCCCGACCCCUCGAACCCCCCGAACCCCGGUCCCCCGACCCCUCGAACCCCCGGCCCCUCCGACCCCCCCGAACCCCCCGACCUCCCUACCCCCCCAAACCCCCCGCCCCCCGGGCCGGGACGAUGCUGUUCUCCCUGCGGGAGCUGGUGCAGUGGUUGGGCUUCGCCACCUUCGAGAUCUUCCUGCACGGCCUGGCCCUGCUGGUCUUCUCGGCGCUGCUGGUGCUGAAGGUGGACGGGCAGGCCCCCGCGCUCUCCUGGUGGCUGGUCUUCGUCCCCUUCUUCGCCGCCGACGGGCUCAGCACCUACUUCACCACCAUCGUCUCGGUGAGGCUCUUCCAGGACGGGGAGAAGCGCCUGGCCGUGCUGCGGCUCUUCUGGAUCCUCACCAUCCUCAGCCUCAAGUUCGUCUUCGAGAUGCUGCUGUGCCAGAAGCUGGUGGAGCACACCCGGGAGCUGUGGUACGGGCUCAUCAUGUCCCCUGUCUUCAUCCUCCUGCAGCUGCUGAUGAUCCGAGCCUGCCGGGUGAACUGAGGGCGAGGGGCAGGCUCUGGGGCUCUGGCUCCUCACCCCGGGCAGGGACGUGCCCGACUCGCCGGGAGCCCGGGCUCCUGGCAGCAGCUUCUCCCUGGCAGCAGCUUCUCCCUGGCAGCAGGGCCCACAAGGCUUGCUUUGUGACUGAGCUGUGUGUGGCUGGGCCUCGUGUUUCUGCAGAAGAUCCCUGCGUGCUGCAUCCUUAUGUCAGGUCUCAGCUCUCAGUGUUAGGCCUGAGGCAUCCUGCCCCCAGCACUGGUUGAUAUGCAGGUUAUUUUGUUUGAAAAUAAAAAUGCGUGGAAGGA
Messenger RNA from Apus apus (common swift), 876 nucleotides. It is a transcript of the gene TMEM203, whose product is annotated as transmembrane protein 203. NCBI's taxonomy places the organism in Eukaryota, Metazoa, Chordata, Aves, Apodiformes, Apodidae. The record is from RefSeq and is a predicted model, not a curated record. The transcript has a single exon. Gene Ontology annotation, biological process: intracellular calcium ion homeostasis. Gene Ontology annotation, cellular component: endoplasmic reticulum. The coding region runs from base 161 to 571 and encodes 136 amino acids.